Molecule: messenger RNA, 486 nt
Organism: Giardia duodenalis
Lineage: Eukaryota; Fornicata; Diplomonadida; Hexamitidae
Product: Calmodulin
Exons: 1
Coding region: 1-486 (161 amino acids)
Molecular function (GO): calcium ion binding
Source: RefSeq, a predicted model, not a curated record
AUGUCACUGGAAGCAUAUUCUCAGGUGCUUGUGCGCAAGGUUGGGGAUACCUUUGAUAUAUUCGAUACUGAGAAGAAUGGAACAAUUGAUGUCAGAGAGGUAGGAACUGUUCUGCGCUCCUUGGGGGUGUACCCCACUGAGGCCCAGCUGCACUCCAUGCUGUUAGAAAUACAGCAGGAUGAGCCGUCCAUGUAUGUUUCUAAGGCAUCGUUUAUGGCUGUGGUGUGCCGGGUGAUCAGCACAAAUGAAAUAACUGGUCCUGCUCCGGAUGAACUUGCCCGGGCAUUUGCCGUUUUGGACCCCAACAAUACCGGGUUUCUAGAAACGGAGCAGCUCAGGGUUUACUUGACUACGAGCGGGGAGCGGUUGAACGCCGAUGAAAUGGAGAAUUUUAGUGCCUUUGCCACAGAUACAGAAACGGGUCUAAUUGAUUGGAGAUCCUAUCUAACUGCUGUGACAGACAUCCUGUGGCAAAAUGAUGACUAA